Messenger RNA from Vicugna pacos (alpaca), 2950 nucleotides. RefSeq names its product apoptosis enhancing nuclease (gene AEN). Gene Ontology annotation, molecular function: nucleic acid binding; exonuclease activity. NCBI's taxonomy places the organism in Eukaryota, Metazoa, Chordata, Mammalia, Artiodactyla, Camelidae. Gene Ontology annotation, cellular component: nucleus. Gene Ontology annotation, biological process: intrinsic apoptotic signaling pathway in response to DNA damage by p53 class mediator. The record is from RefSeq and is a predicted model, not a curated record.
CUUUUUCAUUAUAGGUUAUAGGCCUCAGCUUCUGUACCUGUAUAUGAGGAUAAUGAUACUUUGUUCAAGUUUUUGGGAAGACUGAGUGAUUCCAUGUGUGAUUCCGCAUGUGGGAUUGACUGUGUUGUUGCCUCACUGGCAGGUUACCUCCCAGGCCUCCGUUGCCCUGAGCGGUGAGCUGAUUGGGAUGGUACCCCGGGAAGCUCCUGAGUCUGCCCAGUGCCUGUGUCCUUCCCUGGCCAGCCUGAAUGCCAAGGAUGUGCUUCGGAGGAAGCACAAGAGGAGGAGCCGACAGCACCAGCGGUUCAUGGCCCGGAAGGCUUUGCUUCAGGAGCAGGGGCUGCUGAGCACACCCCCAGAACCGGGAUCCUCCCCACUGCACAUGUGGUGGGGGGCACCGCCUGGCAGGGAAGCCGCCAGCAGGGCGAGGCAGCAUCCAAAGGCUGCAUCUGGAAAUGCCUCUGCCAGCAGAAAGUCCACCCCCAGGGAAUUUGCUGGUCCCAUGCCCACCAGGUGCGUGGCUAUCGACUGUGAGAUGGUGGGCACGGGACCCCGAGGGCGAGUGAGUGAGCUGGCCCGCUGCUCUGUGGUGAGUUACCAUGGCGACGUCCUCUACGACAAGUACAUCCGGCCUGAGAUGCCCAUCGUGGACUACCGUACUCGCUGGAGCGGCAUCACUCGGCAGCACAUGCGCAAGGCCAUCCCCUUCCAGGUGGCCCAGAAGGAGAUCCUGAAGCUCCUGAAGGGCAAGGUGGUGGUGGGCCACGCGCUGCACAACGACUUCCAGGCUCUCAAGUACGUCCACCCUCGGGGCCAGACCCGGGAUACCACUUAUGUCCCGAACCUCCUCAGCCAGCCGGGCCUCCACACCCGGACCCGGGUCUCUCUCAAGGACCUGGCUCUGCAGCUGCUGCACAAGAAAAUCCAGGUGGGCCAGCACGGGCACUCGUCGGUAGAAGACGCCAUGACGGCCAUGGAGCUCUACCGGCUGGUGGAGGUGCGGUGGGAAGAGCAGGAGGCCAGCAGCCUCCAGACGCACGCUGAGGACAGAGACCCCGACAGCAGCACGGACAUGGAGCAGUAUAUGGAGGACCAGUACUGGCCUGAGGACCUGGCCCAGGGCACCAGCAGAGGAACGGGGGAGGUGCAGGGCAGGAGGGAGUGAGGGAGGAGAGGCUCCCGUGGAGAGUGGGGUCAGGAGAGCACUAGGGCGUCAUCCUGGCUGGGGCAGGAUGCUGCCAGCUGCCCCAAGAGUCAGUGGAGUUGGGACCAUCUGUCCUCUGAGCUCCCUUUGCCCCCAGCCCUCCCCUCUCCAGGGCUAUGGUCUGCUUUUUCCCCCUGACUCCUGUGGUUUUGCUAAUGGCUCUUCACAGACACCAGGAAAAUGUCAGGCGGACCAGCUGCUGGAGCCCAGCAGGAGUAGGGAAGGUGCCCACAGACAGCCCCGGGCUGUCAUGCCUUCCCGCCCCCAAGCUGUGCUCUCUCCAGGGGUAAUGUCUCCUCUGGGGCUGGUGGGGGGGAGGGGUCAAUGCCCUGGACCUCCCUUGGCUCAGCUCAGUGGCCUGGGGUAAGGUUUUCUUCUGUUGUUGCCAUCUACCUCUUCCUCCACAGUCAUUUUCAGGUUCGGAAUAAAGAUGCCCUGAAGCUGUAGAGAUAAGGCCAUCUCUCUGUAGACUUCAGGGACGUUUCUUCCCCCUCUCUCAGGACUGGCACUCUGGCUGAGCCAUUGUAGGAACUACUAGGCUACAAUGGAAGAGCAGAGCCCACAGGCCCGUGGGGAGCUGGUCCUCACAGCUGCCAGACAUCACUAUUCUGGGAGGAGGGGAACAGAUAGGCUUUGGGUAGAGACCAGCAUGUUUAUUUUGACCCAAAUCAGGCAUUCCUCCUGCCCACCCAGCACGAGGCUCUCUUAAGCGAAAGCCUGAGAAGCAAGACAGCAGUUUGAAUUCUGGGACCCCGGCGCAGAAUUGCCCACAAGGAACCUUUAUUUAUUGCGGGCAGGGCGGCGGGGCUGUAGAGGAGCAGAGGGCAGGUCCGCUGGGGCCGGGCUGGGCCUUGAUGGCCAUGCAGCUGUGCCUGCACUCGGGUGGGUGCCCCUAGUCACCAUGGUGCUUGAGUUGUCUCCAGUUUUCUAAAAAUGUUCUCUGUCAGGAUUUCAUCCCCCAGCCCUCUUUCCUUCUUUCUUCCUAAGGGGCAAUUUGGGGUACUGGCAUAACCAAGAGCUCAGGUCACACAGGACCGUUGAACGCCAUCUUUGCUUGCCACUUAGUGGCUUGGAGACUUAGGCAAGUGCGUGACCUCUCUUGAGUCUGUUACCUCAUCUGUAAAACAAGGAUAGUGAUACAACCUACCUCACAGGGUUACGAGGAUGAAGCGCUAACUCCUUGGCACGGUGCUCGGCACAUAGUGAGCUGAGGUCAGUGUGAGCAGCUCUUUUUCUUUAAGGAUUGGUGUCAGCCUCUUCUGGAUAACCCUUGAACAUGCCCUCGGGUUGAGUGGCCUUGGCCCAGGCAGAACGGUCCUUGUGGCUGUUGCAGCAGGUGGGGCCCAGGUCGGUGAGGACACAAGGUGGAAGUUCCGGCUCUCACCGUGCCCUGUGCUGCAUGACCUGUCUUCACUCAGCGUCCCUCCACUGCAGGCAGGAAGUGACAAUGGAUUUCAUGUCAGUGUGAGCAAGUUUCCCGGACCAGGAAGGAAGAGACACUACUGAAACCACACUACUGUGAACUCGAGACCACAGGUUGUUCUGGGAGCUGACUGAGUCACUGUCUGCUGCUGGCCUGGCUCCAGGACUUAAAGUGUAGCUGACGCCACACUCACAGCCAAGCUAUAGCUUCAGUUCUUUGGUCUGCUGGUUGAGGGAGGAUGGAGCAGUGGGGAAACAUACUGGGUUUAAAAUUGGCUUUGUAAAACCAUUUGUUCUGGAAUAAAACUCAAUUGGAAAACUGGG